AUGCAGACCAAGUACCUCUCUAUCCUCGGCGCUACUGCCGCAGCUGUUACUGGCGUCUCUGCUCGUGAUAUCCAGCAUGUCGACGUUGUCCACAUCUUCGAGACUCUUCACGUCUCCGAGCAAGUCCGCAACUUCACUCCCAACAAGCGCAACAUCGACGCCCUCUUCGCGCGCGACUCGAAUGAUGAGUGUCUAAGCUCGGCCACUUCCAUCCUGCGAGCCUUUCCCACCCCAACAGGCAGUCUUGGAGCCUAUGUUAGCACUGCCCAAACUCAAACCAACCCUUGCACUCUAGAGGUUCCUGCUACGCUCUCCUCGGACUUGAUGAGCUACUACACCAGCUUGACUGAUUGGGAGAUGGACAACGACGACGGUUUGAUCAAGUUCAUCCAAAAGUGCGCCAGCCAGGAUGACCUUGAUGAGAUCAACAAGGAGCUGGGCGGCGGCUCAGAGUGCUCCGGUCUUGGAACUGUUCUUUUCACCGCUGCGAGCAGCACCAAGACUGUCGAUUUGCAGACUGCAUUCCCCGACUACACUGCCGCCUCUGUACCCACCACGGUCGACAACGCUGGUGUUGCCCGCGAUGUUAGCAAGUUUGCUGCUGCCGCCGCUGCAGUUGUUGCCGGCUUCAUGAUUGCUGCUUAA
Molecule: messenger RNA, 645 nt
Organism: Fusarium pseudograminearum CS3096
Lineage: Eukaryota; Fungi; Ascomycota; Sordariomycetes; Hypocreales; Nectriaceae
Exons: 1
Coding region: 1-645 (214 amino acids)
Source: RefSeq, a predicted model, not a curated record